CUCCUCCUCCUCCUGUGUGAACAAUGCGAGGGUGCGCAUGAGGUAGACUGGGAAGAGUGAAGAACAGAUGUUUGGGGGACAUCAGGCCACGCAUGAUCACACAAGCACACAAGGAGCCGAGCUGUGCAUGUGAUCACAGCUACAAACUCUCCAUCUUUGUCAAGUGGAAUUCGUAUUUACCGGUACGACAGUACUUUUAGUUAAAAGUUUUUUUUCUCCCCUCUCCCCGCAUCAUGGGUUGCUCGUCAUCCAGUGCACAGACUGUAGAUCAAGAAAAGAAACCAGGUACGAAGCCCGAAGAGAGCAAUGGAGGCCCAUUGGCUGUUCGGAACGGCAUCAUCGCAGAGACCACUGAGGACAAAACACAGUUGUGUGAAAGUGCCUUAGCAGAUGAUUUUCAGCAGGCGGCUGACGAUGGCACAGGGGCAGCGUUAGUGGUUGCGCAAGGCCAGGAGGACCUUCGCUCUGGUCAAGACCUAAUGACCGAGCUUGAGCCACAACCAGAUCCUUUCAGUGUUCAAGAGCCUGGUUCAGCUGCUGGCCCAGUAGAAGCCUCCAGUGACUCUGGAUUUGCAGAUGUUGCUGUAGAAGCCGUGGAACCUCAGAUGGUCAAAUCCCUUUCGGCGGAGGAGAUCCCAACCAUGGGAGAGGGUGCAAUGGAACAAGCAGAAGUCCAUUCCAUAGAAGAUGCUGAAACUUGUAAAACAGAGGUUCCUGUCCUGAAAGAUGAUGAUGUGAUAAAGGUUGAGGUACCUGCUCUUAAAGGAAUACAUGCUGAGAGCCCGACUACAGAUAUUGAACCUGUGCGGGCUGAUGUUCCUGCUGUUGUUGAACUGGCAUCCGUUGUCCCAGCCUGGGCCUCUCCUGAAGCUGCCAACACUGUUGCUGAGCCUGUGGGAGCAAAUAUGCAGGAGGCAGUACCUGAGGUCCCUAAUGAAGUGGUCCCAUUUUUAGAGACUGCAAGUGAAAAUUCUCUAUUGCCUCCAGCUUUAGUCAUACCUGAAUCUCCUGCUUCAACCGAGUCUGCGCCAAAUGAAGUUGAACCGCCAGCUGGAGCAACAGCAGGAGAUGCUUCAGUCGAAGAUUCAACCACUGCUAAGUCCCCUGAGGCAAAAGAGGUGAUUAUAGAUACAGGAAUUGCAGUGGCGACCAUUCCGGAGAUGCCCCCUUUAGUUCAGGUUGGAGAUGAGACAGAAGAUGAGCAGCGACCUACUGCUGAAGAGUCCAAUGAAUCUGUUGUGAUGCCUUCAGAAAUUGCUCAACAAUCAGAACCCUCAAGUCCUACAGAAUCAACCGCACUUCAGGAACCUGCCUUGGUAGCUAAAGAACAAGUCCUCGAGAUUCCAGUGUCUUCAACAUUACCUUUGGAAAACUCAUCAAAGGAAGCCUCGGAAUUUUCAUCAACUUUUGGAGCCUCUCCAUCUUCAGUGACAAGUGAUGCAGCGCAACCUACAGAAGUAGAAAUUGAAGCCAAUUCACCAGUCACUGCUGCUGAUCAGGCCUCUGAAACCUCAACUGAAGUAGUAGUAGUAGUGUCAGCAGCAGAGUGCCAUCAGGGUAUGGAGAAGGAAAGAGCCAAAAAGGAAGACUGAAUUGGUAAGGAAAAAAACAAGUGGACUGUGACCCACGGUCUCCCGAACCAGAAUAACAACUCUAACCAUUAAACGCACAUUACUCAGUCAAACUAACCUCAUGUACAGUGAUAGCCAGAUGUUUGGGGCGGUAAUGCAGUUACAAUUACUAGUAGUCAUAAACGUUCUUUUUUUGUCCUUAAAUUAUCUUUCAGACAGAGAAAAGAAGCUUUAAAAAAAAAAAAGGAAAAACACCCAAAGCUACAAAUACAAAGGCAACUGAAGGAAAAAGGUGAUGCGGCAACAAAACCAACUUACCUUUGUCAGUAUCGUCUUACCAGUACUUAUCAAGUGUAUGUCUGAUAAAUUAAUACUCAUUGUUGCUUCAUUUGUCAUUUUGUAGAACAGGUUUUGGAUACAUUCUAUAACUUUGUAUUGGAUGAAAAAUACAAAAACAGGUGCCGGUGGUCCAAGUGUAGCCAACUGACAAACACGAAUAAUAAAACAAUGAACAUUCACAGAUAAAAACAGGUUAAUAGUGUCAGUAACAUGAUUUUUGCUUACAAAAACAAAUAAAAUAAAAUCUGUUAUAAAAUGUUAGGUCACCUUUCAGAAGUAUGGACAGAAUUUGGUGUGUAUGUAAUAUGUUUGUGCUAUAACUUCUACUUUGCUUGGUGUUUUAAUAUGAUAAUGUCGGGAUUUUUGUCUUGCCUGCCCCCAAACUUUUUUCUGACACCCCUCUCACUCAUACCAGUUGAUGAUCCUCCCAAAGUAGACUGUAACACAACUCAUUUUAAAAUGAAAAUCACUAAAUCAUUUUCCUGAAAAAUAAAAUACUUGUACAUUGAGCGUUUUAGUGAAAAAUGGACCAAACUGGCCCGAAGAACCUUUUUAAAAGUAUUUUAAUAGCGUUACUAUUGCGGUGGGGGAUCACAAACGGUUUCUGAAAUUUAACUCACCUUUCUCAAAUGUGUGGUGAGUCACAGUGACUUUGUGAUUUAACAAGGGUGGGCAAUUAUGUUUUCACAGAGGGUCCGAAAGGUAUGGAUUUUUUUGUGCCUUAAUAAAUUGAAUUGUCAUUUGAAACUG
Messenger RNA from Hippocampus comes (tiger tail seahorse), 2660 nucleotides. RefSeq lists its product as uncharacterized. The transcript is spliced from 3 exons. Bases 234 to 1592 code for a protein of 452 amino acids. NCBI's taxonomy places the organism in Eukaryota, Metazoa, Chordata, Actinopteri, Syngnathiformes, Syngnathidae. The record is from RefSeq and is a predicted model, not a curated record.